Cajanus cajan (pigeon pea) is the source of this 1418-nucleotide messenger RNA. RefSeq lists its product as uncharacterized. Lineage: Eukaryota; Viridiplantae; Streptophyta; Magnoliopsida; Fabales; Fabaceae. The record is from RefSeq and is a predicted model, not a curated record.
CAAUCACAAUCACAUUCACAUAUCGCCAUCGCGCCUCACACGUGUGUGUGUGUUUUUCCAACUCCAAUUAAUGGGGGCGAUCACGUCGUCCAUGGCGGCCAAGUUCGCCUUCUUUCCGCCCAAUCCGCCGUCGUACGCCGUGGCGGUCGACGAAUUAUCGGGGAAGCUCAAGAUGAUGGGGGUGACCGCGAGGGAAAACGUCGACGUUUUGAAGGUCUGCACAAAACGAGGGAACAGCAUCGUGGCUAUGUACAUUAGAAACCCUUCCGCAUCGUUGACCGUGCUUUUCUCGCACGGUAACGCCACCGAUCUAGGUCAGAUGUACGACUGGUUCUCCCAACUCAGUCACGACCUCCGACUCAACCUCUUAUGUUAUGACUAUUCUGGCUACGGACACUCUUCUGGCAAGCCUAGUGAGCAGAACACGUAUGCAGAUAUAGAAGCUGCAUAUAAAUGCCUGGUGGAAAUGUAUGGGGCGAAAGAGGAAGAUAUUAUCCUAUAUGGCCAAUCUUUGGGCAGUGGACCCACCACAGAUUUGGCUACUCGUUUACCAAACCUUAGGGCUGUCAUUCUCCACAGUCCCAUCUUAUCUGGUCUCAGAGUCAUGUAUCCCGUCAAGAGGACAUACUGGUUUGACAUUUACAAGAACAUUGACAAAAUUCCUUUGGUCAGUUGUCCAGUUCUGGUAAUUCAUGGAACAGCUGAUGAUGUAGUAGAUUGCUCCCACGGGAAGCAACUUUGGGAACAUUGCAAACAAAAGUAUGAACCCCUAUGGAUUAAAGGAGGAAAUCAUUGUAACCUGGAGCUUUACCCUCAAUAUAUAAAGCACCUCAAGAAAUUUAUUGCGGCUAUUGAAAAGUCAUCCCAUCAAAAAACAGGAACUGUUCCUGUUCCUGAUCAACUGGACAGACCUCGGAGUAGCACAGAUUUUAGAGAGAAACCUAGAAUCAGCAUGGAUCUAAGGGAGAAUUUGAGACGAAGUAUUGACUUAAAAGAAAAGCAUAGGUCCAGCACAGACCAUAAAGUAAAGUCGAGGGCUGGCCCAGAUAAGAAAGAUAAAUCAAGAAAGAGUAUAGAUCGGUAUGAGAAAGCAUGUAAUGGAGCAGAAAUUCCUGAGAAAGCUAGAACUAGCAUUGAUCGUUUUGGGGACAUGGUGAGAUCAGUUGGGUUGUGCAAUAUUGAUUGUUUCAGGCCCAGUGCAACUCAUGCAUAAAGAUGAAACUGACAAAACCUUACGUGUUGAGGUUUUUUUUCUGAUUGAUUAUUUGAUUGGUUGAUGAGUUGUAUGGGUGAUAGGAAAAUGUUCACUUGUGUCCAAUUUAUUUUCUAAAGUAGUAGAUGAAAAAUUAAUUUAAUGAGGUAGAUCGUGUGCCACUAAAUCUUCUUCUAAGUUCAUAAUAUAACCUCUGUUUUUAGCA